AUGAAGGAGAAGAACUGGCCUGCGCUGCUCAUACUGGUCAUCAUCGCGCUGACGAUCGGUGGCAACAUCCUGGUGAUCCUGGCAGUGUCGCUGGAGAAGAAGCUCCAAAACGCCACCAACUUCUUCCUGAGGUCACUGGCUGUGGCGGACAUGCUCGUAGGCAUCCUAGUCAUGCCGAUAUCCCUCAUCAACAUCCUCUAUGACUACGCCUGGCCUCUCCCCAGCGCCCUGUGUCCGAUCUGGAUCUACCUGGACGUUCUGUUCUCCACCGCCUCCAUCAUGCACCUGUGUGCCAUCUCUCUGGACCGGUACGUCGCCAUCCGCAACCCAAUAGAGCACAGCCGCUUCAACUCCAGAACCAAAGCCAUGAUGAAGAUCGCCGCCGUCUGGACCAUUUCUAUAGGUGUGUCGAUGCCGAUCCCAGUGAUCGGCCUCCACAACGAGGACAAGGUCUUCGUCAACGGCAGCUGUGUCCUCAACGAGGAGCGCUUCAUGCUGAUUGGCUCCUUCGUGGCCUUCUUCAUCCCACUGGUCAUUAUGGUGGUGACAUACUGCCUCACCAUACAGGUGCUCCAGAGGCAGGCCACUGUCUUCCUGUACGAGGCAAAGACUUCCUCCCAGCAGCCUUUGCACACACCAGCAAUGACAAACACGCUGCAGCCUCCACCCAGCACCUUCCACAUCCCUCAGAUCAACACGCUCUCCCCUUCAAACUCACAAGAGUUGAAGCCCCCGCCUCCUCAGAGCAGACGGAACACGUUGAGCUGUCUGAAAGGAGCAGAGCCCAGCAUACUGCUCAGCGCCUCCACGCCAGACAGCAUAAGCAUCAUUCCCAGCUCGGAGGUGGCGUCUCAGCUCAGCUCUCCGGCCGCGGGGCCGGGGCGGAGCGACACGUCAGGUUGCCAUGGGCGACGGGGGAUGAUGCAGGCCAUAAAGAACGAGAGGCGGGCCUCCAAGGUCCUAGGUAUUGUCUUCUUUCUCUUCCUCAUCAUGUGGUGUCCCUUCUUCAUCACCAAUGUCACCUUCGUCCUGUGCCGGGGCUCCUGCAAUGAGUCCUUGCUUAAUGAUCUCCUCAAUGUCUUCGUCUGGGUGGGCUACAUCUCCUCUGGAGUGAACCCUCUGGUCUACACCCUCUUCAAUAAGACCUACAGGAGAGCGUUCUCCAGCUACAUCAGGUGCCAGUACAAAGUGGGGGCCAACGCAGCUGGACAGAGUUGCAAAACCCUCCUGGUCCCCCCACCGUGCCCAUCGCACGCCGUAACGCCUCUUCUCAUGGGCAGUCACGGUAAAGAUGGCAUGGACCGCAAUAGUAACUGUCGCAACGGUGGCAGGGGGGAUAACGGGAGGCUGACGGUGGACCCGGACGACAUGACUGACGACGAGACACAAAUCGGAAUAGUGUCGCAGAGCCUCUCCGAAUGCCACAACAUCGGCAUGCUUUCGGAGACGGAGCCGGAAACAGAGGUGGAGCAGGAGCUGUCACUCAUCAGCUACAGCCCCGCCUCCAGAGAACACACCAGCAGCGUGUGA
Messenger RNA from Plectropomus leopardus (leopard coralgrouper), 1530 nucleotides. It is a transcript of the gene htr2cl1, whose product is annotated as 5-hydroxytryptamine (serotonin) receptor 2C, G protein-coupled-like 1. The record is from RefSeq and is a predicted model, not a curated record. Gene Ontology annotation, biological process: G protein-coupled receptor signaling pathway, coupled to cyclic nucleotide second messenger; phospholipase C-activating serotonin receptor signaling pathway; serotonin receptor signaling pathway. Gene Ontology annotation, molecular function: G protein-coupled serotonin receptor activity; neurotransmitter receptor activity. NCBI's taxonomy places the organism in Eukaryota, Metazoa, Chordata, Actinopteri, Perciformes, Serranidae. Gene Ontology annotation, cellular component: plasma membrane; dendrite.